CCGCGACAGGAAGAGGGAGCCGCAGCUUCCGGAACCUCCCCUCCGACUCCGCGCAGUUGCUCUCUUGGGCUGGUGGCGGCUGGUCGUCUUUGAGUGUGAUGGCGGCGGCCGUCGCUAUGGAGACAGAUGACGCUGGAAAUCGACUUCGGUUUCAGUUGGAAUUGGAAUUUGUGCAGUGUUUAGCCAACCCAAAUUACCUUAAUUUUCUUGCCCAAAGAGGUUACUUCAAAGACAAAGCUUUUGUUAAUUAUCUUAAGUACUUGCUUUACUGGAAAGAACCAGAAUAUGCCAAGUAUCUAAAGUAUCCUCAGUGUUUACACAUGUUAGAACUGCUCCAAUAUGAACACUUCCGCAAGGAGCUGGUGAAUGCUCAGUGUGCGAAAUUUAUCGAUGAGCAGCAAAUCCUGCACUGGCAGCACUACUCCCGGAAGCGGAUGCGCCUUCAGCAGGCCCUGGUGGAGCAGCAGCAGCAGAACAGCGCGUCGGGGAAGUGAAAGGCCCUUCCACCACGUGCAGUUUCUUCUGUACAACGAGGACAGAAAAGACCCUUCCUACCUACUUCACUGGGAUGCACCCAGAACCGUUAGUGUGAUACGUAAUCCAACUGAUUUUGUUAAUAGACUAUUUCUGUCAAACCAGAA
Molecule: messenger RNA, 641 nt
Organism: Manis pentadactyla (Chinese pangolin)
Lineage: Eukaryota; Metazoa; Chordata; Mammalia; Pholidota; Manidae
Gene: MED31
Product: mediator complex subunit 31
Exons: 4
Coding region: 99-494 (131 amino acids)
Biological process (GO): regulation of transcription by RNA polymerase II
Cellular component (GO): mediator complex; core mediator complex
Molecular function (GO): transcription coregulator activity
Source: RefSeq, a predicted model, not a curated record